Prunus armeniaca (apricot) is the source of this 960-nucleotide messenger RNA. NCBI's taxonomy places the organism in Eukaryota, Viridiplantae, Streptophyta, Magnoliopsida, Rosales, Rosaceae. The record is from the annotation of a GenBank genome assembly.
AUGCCGUCAAUGGUGGUUCCUGAGGUAACACUAAACUCGUGUGACGGCAUAACAAUGCCAGUGAUCGGCAUGGGGACUUCAUCGUACCCUCGUGCCGAUCCGGAAACAGCCAAGGCUGCAAUUCUUGAAGCUAUCAAAACGGGGUACCGCCACUUCGACACGGCCUUCAUUUACGGAUCAGAGCAUGAUCUGGGUGAAGGCAUAGCCGAAGCCCUGCGUCUUGGUUUCAUCAACUCCAGAAGUGAGCUCUUCAUCACCACCAAGCUUUGGGCCAGCUUUGCUGAGAGGGACCUUGUAGUGCCUGCCAUCAAGGCCAGUUUAAGGAAUCUUCAAGUGGAGUAUGUGGAUAUGUACAUAAUUCAUUGGCCCUUCAAGUUAGCGAAAGAGGUGAAGAGUACGCCUGUUGAAAAGGAGAUUGUGCAACCUCUAGAUUUGAAGUCUGUUUGGGAAGGCAUGGAAGAGUGCAAGAGACUGGGCCUUGCCAGGGCCAUUGGCGUCAGUAAUUUCACCUGCAACAUGCUUCAGGACCUCCUUUCCAUCGCCAAAAUCCCUCCCGCCCUCAACCAAGUGGAGAUGAAUCCAGCCUGGCAGCUGAAAAACAUGAGGGAGUUUUGCAAGGCAAAAGGGAUCCAUGUCACAGCAUUCUCUCCGUUGGGUGCAUCUGGGACUAAAUGGGGAGACGACAGAGUUUUAGGCUCAGAUAUCCUCCAAGACAUUGCCAAAGCCAAAGGCAAAACAACAGCUCAGAUAUCGUUGAGAUGGGUGUACGAGCAAGGGGUGAGCAUGGUAACCAAGAGCUACAACAAGGACCGAAUGAAGCAGAACCUCGACAUCUUCGGUUGGUCCUUGACGGAGGAGGAGUUGGACAAGCUGACUCAUCUUCCUCAGCGCAAAGGUGUCAAUUUUGCCUCACUUUUGGGGCCGCAUGAUAUUGUGCUCGAGAUUGAUGCUCAAUUAUGA